Molecule: messenger RNA, 1851 nt
Organism: Naegleria fowleri
Lineage: Eukaryota; Heterolobosea; Eutetramitea; Acrasida; Naegleriidae
Exons: 2
Coding region: 1-1851 (616 amino acids)
Biological process (GO): protein ubiquitination
Cellular component (GO): Cul4A-RING E3 ubiquitin ligase complex; membrane
Source: RefSeq, a predicted model, not a curated record
AUGACGUUUUCCUCCUUCUCCUCAACAAGAAGAAGAGGAGGAUGCUUGUUCUUCCUUUCAUCGUCAUCUUCAUCAUCAUCCUCUCUCCCAAAAACAAUCCCCUACCGAUUAAGAUCGUCCUCGUCAAUGUCCUCCUCCAUCAUCAUCGCCAUGUCCAAUUAUUAUUUAUUUUGUGUUCUUGUAUUCAUGAGUCUCCUUGUCAUUCUCUCCAACCACUCGAAUUUUGUAGAAUCACUCACCUUUUCCAAACGCUUUCUUGGAAAUAACUGCACCACACAGACCUACCUCCGUGAUUGUGGUGAAGAAUUAAUUUGCGAUCCUCUCAUCGGAAAAUGUACUUUUUGUACCAAUACGACUCAAUGUUCGAAUAUAUUUGGAUCAAUGAAUCAAUGUAGAAGAUCAAUUUUUGGAAAUGAUUUUGCAAGUUAUCAGAAUAGUUUUGUCACACCACAAGGUUCCACGGUUCAAGCAGGUAUUUGCUAUCACAAGGAUUUAUUUCCAAGAUUUUCCUAUUUGGAUGCCAUUUCGACAGUUUUUUCCUUUUUGGGGAGUGUGUUGGCUUCGGUGGCAGGAAUUGGAGGUGGUGGUGUGAUUGUACCAUUGUUGGAAGCAGCAGGUCAAUUUCCACCUCAGUUGGCUGUUCCAAUUUCGAAAACAAUGAUUUUUGGUGCUGCAAUUUCCAAUUUCAUUGCACUUUCAAUGAAGAGACAUCCUCAUGCCGAUCGACCUCUCAUUAAUUACGAUGUCACACUUUUAUUACAACCCAUGUCAUUGAUUGGCGUGUUAGUUGGUGUUCUUUUUAAUACCAUGUUUCCUUCAUGGCUUAUGGUUGCAUUGAGUGCUAUCAUUUUAACAAUCAUGACUGUUACAACUACGAUCCGAGCUGUACAAAUGUGGAAAGCAGAAUCUGCAGCUCUUAACCAUGAUCGAUUAAAUAUUCCAUCUGAUGCUCAAUACACUCAAAUCGAUGAAAGUCCACAUUCAGAUUCAGAAUCAGAGACAUUUGACAGACCUAAAAAUUCAACACCACAACCUGGAAAUAAUGUUUUAGAAACAUCUCUUCUCGAUGAAGAUCAAUUAGAAAAAAUUGAACAAGAAAAAAUCGAACAAGAAGAAAAGCAACGAUAUGCCAGAAAACUCACUAACGAAGAAAAAGGAACUCCUUUCAUGAAACUUUUUAUACUCGUUUUGUGCUGGAUUAUUGUGUUUGCUUUGACUAUUAUGAGAGGUGGACAUGGAGCUCCAAGUGUUUUACAAAUUCCAUAUUGUUCUCCAUGGUAUUGGGUUUUAUUUUCACUCAUGUUUCCAAUUAUGAUUUUUAUUACCAUUUUAGUGGCUGUCUAUCUAUUGAAGAAACAUCAGGAACGUCAAGCAUUGGUUGGAAGUGGAUACAAGUUUGUUCAGGGAGAUAUUCGAUAUACCUUGUGGACAGUGAGUGCAUAUCCAUUACUUGCUGGAUUUUCUGGAAUGUUGGCUGGCUUACUUGGAGUUGGUGGUGGAAUGAUCAAGGGACCAUUGUUGUUGGCCUUGGGUGUGGAUCCUUUGGUGGCCUCUGCAACAGCGUCCUUUAUGAUUUUAUUCACAGCUUCGAUUUCAUCGAUUCAGUUUGUCAUUUUGGGAACGUUGCCACUCGAUUAUGGAUUGUGGUUCUUUGUGUUUGGUUUGUUGGCUGGAAUGGUUGGACAGAUUUUGCUGCACUUUGUGUUUGCAAAGAAACGAAAAUCAUUGGUGGUGUUUUGUGUGGCUUUGAUUAUUUUCGUUUCAACGUUGUGUAUGACUGGUUUUGGAAUUUAUAAUGCGGUGGUGAGACUUCAGAAUAACAUGUAUAUGGGUUUCCACUCACCAUGUUAA